AUGGCGCAUGCCACCACUCAAUUUGGCUAUCAUCGCCAGCAGGCGGAUGGUGCGAUCAGCAACAAACAGCCCAACUACUUCGAAGACGACGAGUCGGGCAUCCUCGACUCGACCAUACUGGAUACAGACAUCAUGUCGAGUCCAGAAGCUCAACUACGCAGAGGAUCCGUCGCCAACAGCAACGGCGUCCUCUCGCCUGCGGAGUCCCAAGGUUGGGAACAGCACUACGGCGGCAAUCUGGCGAUUGAAUCUGGCGCCCAUCAACCUUAUCGGGACGGACACAAUGGCUUCAUUCAACCGCAACCUUCGCGUCUACAAACCUUUGUCGGCCAACCUGUGCCGCAACAGUGGAUGUUCGACCGCAACUCCGGUCAUUGUACGCCCACCACUGCUGGCGCGUACUUUGCUAACCAGGAACCUGCGGCAUACUACGAUGGCGGCCACGGCCCGCCGUUCCCACACCAUGGAGCGGACAGCGCACGUGGAAGCUUCAGCCAUCCUGCACCCCAUCAUCCGGGGCCUAUGCAACAGAUGAUCGCCCCCCAUGGACCCACAGACUCGCACUUUAUCCCUGCGCCUCAGGUCCAGACGCCGAUGUCACCCCACUCUCACCAAGACUGGCAAACAAUGGCCAGCAAUGAACAGGAACACAGGCAAGCUGCAAAACGAAUGAGAGCGAACAGUCCGCCAUGUACCAGUGUCGACAUGCAACGGAGCGCCGGCGUCCGCAAGAAGAAUGGACGCAUUGAGAUUCCUCAGGAGCGCAACAUCCAGACCAUUGACGAGCAGCUCGAACGCGAACAGGAUGAAACCGUCAUAAAAGAGCUGAAGCAGCAGAAACGCCUACUGCGGAAUCGUGAGGCUGCACUCGCUUCUCGGCAGCGGAAGAAGAAACACACCGAAGAACUCGAGACACGCGAAAAGGACUACACCAACGCGGUACACCAUCUGGAGGCAGAAAUCAGUGGGCUCAAGAUUACUCUGCAGAACAAUGAGCACAACCACCGCAACCUGCUCCACAACUUCCACAACAUGGAGCAUCAGAAUCUGGUCUUGCAGGAAGAGAACAGGGAAAUGAAGUUGAGGCACAACGAGGAGACCUCACAUCUGCGUAGGCAGGUACAACUCAUGAGGGAUCAGCUGGAAGCUGGACCGGCGCCUCCCAUGUCUGCUGUGCCGAGCAGCACUGGCUUCACCGAGUUCAACGCUGGCAUGGAGUCACUCACUGUCAAUGGUUGGGACGACCUCGUCCAGUUUGGUGACCUUCAUGACACUUCCAACGACUUAUUCUUCGACUUCAAGCCGGAGCCAGUUGUGUCAUCGCCCGUCUUGCCCAGGGCUCAACCUACCACGAACAACACCACUGAACCUAAGCAGACGUCAGAUGCUACCCAGGACCAGCCUGUUGCUACUGGCCUGUUGUUCUUCUUGCUGAUGUGUGGUGCAUUCGUCGCCUCGAAGCCGGCCGCUUCGCGCACAGCUGGGAUGCCGGACGUACCCGAGGAGUUCCGAACGGCAGCGCCAGACGUACUCAAGACCCUGUUGUACGACGCAGCGCCUUUGACAACGCCAACUUCUUCGAGAUUGAUCCAGCAUGGCACGGUCGAGCCUGCAAGCUCCGCGCAACCCAACAUCAACUCCAGGCCUCAUAGCAGGAUCGAUCGCCUCCACCGCAAGAUUACCUCGCGGACCAAGGAGCAGGAAAGAGACGAGGCGUUCUCCUUGACGCCAGCCCAGUACGCUCGUAUCUCGGAGGCGGACGACAACUUGGCCGACAACCACGCCUCCUCGAGCCAACACCCUCACACUCCGGCGCACAGAUCCAACCUCGCCGAGACAUUGGCCCGCGCCCGCGAGGAAUACAUGCAAUCGAGCAAAUCCGAAGUGUACAGUCGAAGCCUCCUCUGGGACAAGGUCCCGGAGCACGUUGUACGGCAAUUCAAAGACAUGGUGCGAGACCAUGAAGAGAUCGAAUCUCGACAACGACAGCAACAGCAACAAAGACAGAUGAACGAUGAUGACGACCACGAUGACGAGAAUAUGCUGGCUUUUUGCAUGAAGCCUGAACAAUAG
Molecule: messenger RNA, 2073 nt
Organism: Saxophila tyrrhenica
Lineage: Eukaryota; Fungi; Ascomycota; Dothideomycetes; Mycosphaerellales; Extremaceae
Exons: 2
Coding region: 1-2073 (690 amino acids)
Biological process (GO): regulation of DNA-templated transcription
Molecular function (GO): DNA-binding transcription factor activity
Source: RefSeq, a predicted model, not a curated record